Messenger RNA from Clarias gariepinus (North African catfish), 3014 nucleotides. RefSeq names its product protein diaphanous homolog 1. The record is from RefSeq and is a predicted model, not a curated record. Gene Ontology annotation, cellular component: cytoplasm; actin filament. Gene Ontology annotation, molecular function: small GTPase binding; actin binding; microtubule binding. Gene Ontology annotation, biological process: actin cytoskeleton organization; actin filament polymerization. The transcript has 17 exons. Lineage: Eukaryota; Metazoa; Chordata; Actinopteri; Siluriformes; Clariidae. Bases 634 to 2976 code for a protein of 780 amino acids.
GCUCAAACAGGAAGUGAAGAGCUUCGUGCUUGUGUAAACAGCGCGGCUUGAAAAAGUUGACUCGCGUUAGGAACAAGUAUGCAGGGGAAGCCGGAAAGUCAGAAUGUGCGUAAAAAGGAGGAGAAAUAACUGAAAAUAAAGGGAAAUUUCAGUGCGCGCGACUGAGCAGCUCGAGCAAAGAGACUGUGUGUGUGCGCGCGCGCACGAGGGUGCGAGACAGAAAGCCCGAGAGCAGAGAGUAGUAACGCUAGCCGAGGAGAGAGAGAGAGAGAGAGAAAGAGAUUAAACCCGCGGUAAAGUGACAUAACACGGUCCGGGCGACUCUUCAAGUGCUUAAUGUUAGGGUUUGGACAAGAACCGGAGUGUAUUUUUUAUGCGUUUGUGUUUCGAGGAGAAGAAGUUCGGGCUGGUUUCGGCGUCUGGCUUUCAAAUUUCCCUCCGUUUUGUAGAGAGCUCGGGGGGAGCCUGAGCUAAUAGGGCGGCGGGCUAAACACACUCAGGCCGCAGGGGCAAGCGACCCAGCCCGGGUUACACUCCGGAGGAGCUCACCGCUCACUUGUGUUCUAACGGCCGAGUUUGUGAAUCCGUCAAUCUUUCCGUUGUCUUGGAUACGCUAUACGUGCUGAAUCAAUCAUGGAUCCUCCAAACUUUGGGAAUUCAGCCUCCGCUUCCGCAGCCGGCUCUUCAUCGAAAAGCGGCAAAGACAAAAAACCCAAGAAGUCAUACGAAGACGGAGAUGGGAAAAAGAAAUUCACCUUCAAACGACUCAUUCCUGAUGAGCUGGAGCGCUUCACAAGCAUGCGUAUAAAGAAGGAGAAGGAGAAGUCGAGCUCUGCAAGCCAGAGACACUCUGCCGUGCUGUACGAAGUCCCAUCACAGGCUGCCAUGCUGCAGGACCACAGCGACGACUACAUCCUGGAGCUCUUCGAGCAGAUGCUGGUGGACAUGAAUCUGAAUGAGGAGAAGCAGGUGCCGCUGAGACAGAAGGACAUCGCCAUAAAGAGAGAGAUGGUCUCUCAGUACCUACACACAUCCACAGCUGGCCAGAGCCAGAAGGAGAGCUCCAAGUCAGCUGUGAUGUACAUCCAAGAGUUAAAAACUGAACCCAGAGACCAACAGCUACUCAGCUGCCUGGAGUCUCUGCGUAUCUCCCUCAAUAACAACCCUGUCAGCUGGGUGCAGACAUUUGGAGAGGAGGGUUUGAAUUUACUGCUCGCCUUCCUAAAAAAGCUCCAGGAUGAGAAGGACGAGAACCCGAGCUCUGGUGUUGGAGUAAAAUGCCAACAUGAGAUCAUCCGCUGCCUCAAAGCCUUCAUGAACAACAAGUACGGUUUGAAAGCCAUGUUAACGUCACCCGACGGUAUUCCUCUCCUGGUUCGAGCCAUUAAUCCUGUUGUCCCUCAUAUGAUGGUGGACGCUGUCAGACUACUGUCAGCCAUCUGCAUCCUCGAGCACCCCGAGAACCUUCAUGAGCGCGUGCUGGAGUCUAUAACUGCGCUGGCUGAGGAGAGAGAGGUUGAGAGGUUCCAGCCCCUGCUGUCCGGCAUGCGCAGGUCCAAUAUUGCUCUCAAGGGAGGCUGCAUGCAGCUCAUCAAUGCUCUGAUCAGCAGAGGAGAGGAGCUCGACUUCAGAAUUCACAUACGCUCCGAGCUCAUGAGACUGGGCCUGAGGGAUCUGCUCGCUGAGGUGAGGAACAUAGAAAAUGAAGAGCUCCGUGUGCAGAUGCAGGUCUUUGAUGAGCAGGCUGAGGAGGACUCAGAAGACCUGCGCUCCCGUCUUGAAGAUGUGCGCGUUGAGAUGGAUGACGUGAUGGAGGUGUUCCAGGUGCUCCUGAACACUGUGAAGGAUUCAAAAGCUGAAGGCUACUUCCUGUCCCUCAUGCAGCACCUGCUGCUCGUGCGCAACGACUACCUGAUUAGGCCGCAGUACUACAAGUUGAUAGACGAGUGCAUAGCGCAGAUCGUGCUCCACAGGAACGGCUGCGAUCCAGAUUUCAAGUGCCGGAACCUACAACUGGACGUCGAAGGACUCAUCGAUAACAUGGUGGAUAAGACAAAAGUAGAGAUCAGUGAGGCCAAGUCCACGGAGCUGGAGAAGAAGCUGGAUGCAGAGUUGACUGCGCGCCAUGAGCUACAGGUGGAGUUUAAGAAGAUGGAGGGUGACUAUGAGCAAAAAGUUCAAGAGCUCAGUGCUGAAAAAGAAACUCUCAGAAAUGAGAAAGCCGAUAAAGAGAAAGAGAACCACGGACUGUCUGGAGAAAUCAGCCAACUCAAAAACAAGAUUGAAAAACUGUCUAAGGAUCUCGAUGAAGCUAAGAAGAAGAUGACGGUUCCUGUAGCCUUGCCAGCCUCAAUGCCUCCUCCGCCUCCACCGCCACCUCUGGUCGGCCAGCCAUCAAUGCCCCUGGCACCCCCACCCCCACCCCCACCUCUCCCUGGAUCCGAUGGCAUGCCCCCUCCAAAACCUCAGUCUGCAUGCAUGCCCGCUCCACCUCCUCCCCCUCCCUUGCCAGGCAUGCCCCCACCGCCUCCGCCUCUACUUGGGCAGGCGGGUAUGAUGCCCCCUCCACCGCCUCCGUUACCCGGUGGUCCUGGUAUGCCCCCACCUCCACCUCCACCUCCAGGAUUUCCGGGAAUGCCCCCGCCUCCUCCAAUGCCUGGCAUGCCACCUCCUCCACCCGGAGGGUUUGGAGCCUGGGCUGCUCCAGUACCACAACUACCGUUUGGCCUGAAGCCCAAGAAAGAUUACAAACCAGAGGUGCAGCUUAAGAGAGCUAACUGGAGUAAGAUUGGACCUGAGGAUCUGUCAGAGAGCAGCUUCUGGGUGAAGGCGAAAGAAGACCGCUUUGAGAGUAACGAGCUUUUCUCCAGACUCACGCUGACGUUCUCCUCCCAGACUAAGAGUGAGUGUGAGCUGCAGUGUGUGACUGUGUUCAUGCUAACAUGGAUGAAACAUGCUUUCUUUAUGAAUGAAUAAACCUCAGACCAGCAGAAUCAUAUUCAUAUGUUUUCUUU